Xyrauchen texanus (razorback sucker) is the source of this 7645-nucleotide messenger RNA. Its product is annotated as vascular endothelial growth factor A-like. The record is from RefSeq and is a predicted model, not a curated record. Gene Ontology annotation, cellular component: membrane. The transcript has 8 exons. Gene Ontology annotation, molecular function: vascular endothelial growth factor receptor binding; heparin binding; chemoattractant activity. Bases 721 to 1476 code for a protein of 251 amino acids. Gene Ontology annotation, biological process: response to hypoxia; positive regulation of angiogenesis; positive regulation of protein phosphorylation. NCBI's taxonomy places the organism in Eukaryota, Metazoa, Chordata, Actinopteri, Cypriniformes, Catostomidae.
UCUCUCAUACCAUAUGGUCGUGUGUGCUUUACAUUGUGCACAUGCAACAUAGCUUAUGUCUAUGUCGUGUGUUUUAUAGUAUUAUGUGGUGUUGUGUCUGUCAAGGCAAACGUCAUCACGGGUUUUAGGUGGGCAUGAUUUCCGUGGUGCCCUUCAGUAGCACGGGAUGCGCCGCUCAAAGCGAGUCUGAAAUGCCAGACGGGAGGGACAGGGACCUUCAGAAGCCACACAGCAUCGUUUCUUGAGGAUUUAUAUAUGUAUAUCUGUUAUUGGAUAUCUAGUUCCUUGGAUCAUUAGGACGUAUUAUAACAGGAGCGGGAUUUUUGUCAAUGAAAUGCUUAAUAUUAUACCGGCGCGUGCAAACUCUAUACAGAUCAUUGGAAUUUAUUAUUAACUAUUUAUAAUGAAUGCGACCUUCUUUAAGGCAGAAUACUGUUUCUGUACAUCUCAAGGAGCCUUUCUUGUGUCCCCUUUUCAUCUGCUUUUAAAACUUCAUCUAUUUAAUGUUGUCUGGGGGUGUUCAUCUUCUCAUGAAACCACGACGAGGAACGACGAUCGCACAGUUAUUUGAAAAUCUACUCAGUAAAUUGUGCCUGUUUGGAUUAAAGAUGUUGGAUUCGUUGUGAAAGUUGGCAAUAGUCAUUAAAUAACUGUAAGGACUGGACGUUGGACCGGUUAUAUCAUAUAAUUAUUUCUGACUUUUCUUGGUCAACUCAAACAAUGGGGAUGAAGCUACGAGUUAUUCUGGGAAUGUUUCACUUCGUGUCACUUACUGGAAUGCCCACAUACUGUGCCAAGACACCGUCAGAGCACUGGAAGCUGACCGAGAGCCACAGAGCUGGAGAAGUGGUGAGGUGGUUGGAUGUGUAUCAAAGAAGUGGGUGUCAUCCCAGAGAGACGCUGGUGGAAGUUUGGCGGGAGUUUCCAUGGGAGACACAUCACCUCUUCCUGCCGUCGUGUGUAACACUGCACCGCUGUGGAGGCUGCUGCUCUGACGAAGCGCUGGAGUGUGUGCCAUCACAGACACACACACUCAUCAUGGAGCUCAUGAGGACCUCAUAUAUGAAGCAUGAACUUGUAAAGCUGCCUUUCACAGAACACAACCAGUGUGAGUGCAGGCUAAAAGCAAAUCUUCAUGCAGAACCAACCAGGCAAGGUCCGCCGACAACAAGAAGAGGCAGAAAGCGGCAAAAGGGGAAACCAAAGCGAAAGAAACACAUGGGAAAAAAACUGAUCUUAUUUUCCCCUGUUCAUGCCAACAGGACACCUGUGCCAACUACACCCCCUCCCACCCAUCCACCAAGCUCCGCCCCUCCACCACCUGCCAGAGAGGUGUGUCCGCCCUGCCCCACCCACAGGAUGACAUCACUGCCUCCCUCCUGUGAGUGCAAGUGCAGUUUGAGGGAGAUGAGCUGCACAAGGAGAGGCAAGACACUUAACCAGCGUAGCUGCCGAUGUGCGACCCAAAGUGAAUAGUGACAAACCUCCCUCAUAAUCCACCUAUCAAACUUUGCACAGCUUUGAGGAGAUCAAAUGUUUGCUUAUUCUUUUAUCACAGUCUGAUGUUGGCAUCUUACCCAGAUAGUGGGUUUGUGUUUGGGAAUAAACAACCAAACCCCCCUGGCCCCGCCCCACACACUAUUAUGGCAGUAUUAGAUGCGUAUACACAACUCUGUUUGCACAGUAUAUCCAUAUCUGCACAGAUGAGGAAAUGGUUCUGAAUAUCAUCACAUCAUUAAGCUUCCGAAACAGAAAUUGUGAAGCUUUAGAAGCUUCUUGCUGUCAUGAUCCACAACGGUCAAUGCAAAAGUUGUCUCUGCUAUAUUCUGAAGAAAACUUCAGCUCUACUUUUACACUGUAUGAUGGACGUAAUCGCAGUUAAGUGCAUUGAGUCAAGUGCUAAGGCACAUAUUUAGCGCACAGUGGGGAACUUUGUGGUACUAAACCCAUACAUCUGGAUGGACUGUCAUGUGAAAUGGGAAUUUGGGGAUUUUUGGGCCUCUGGAGCAUAUCUUAAAACUGAGGUGUGGAUUUUUUUCCAAUGUUACAGUGCUUUCUCCUGUCCCAACCUAAAACUGCAGAGACAACUUUUAGUAAGCAAUUCGUAGGUUGAUUGUCCAGAAAACACAUCAACAUUGUCUCAACCAGUGGCAUAAGUUAGGACGGGACCAUCUGUUUGGCCAACUAGGGCAAGGGGGGCGUAGGGCUUGAGAAAACAACCAUUAUUUUGCUGUUUUGUUUGGUGAUGCUAGAGAUGCAGAAGUCACACACUUCACCUUUAAAACAACAUGAAUGGAUCCAAGUGAAUCCACAAAGGCAAGGAAAAGAGAGAUAAGCAUGGAUGAAGUGCUCAACCCUAUUGAGCAGGACAAUGCUGAGAACUGGCAAAGGGAAAACUGAGAUUUUUUUAACCAAACUACUUAAACACUUAACUGGAGAGUGUUUGUGAUGAUGAAUGUUGACUUUCAGUCUUGAGAGAACUCAAGUGUCUCUCUACCCAAACACAGUAUCUCAUCUCCAAAACAUGCCUGAAGUCUCGUCUGACCCGUCGCAUGUAUUAACUGGACAGAUCGGCGAUUAGACUGACUGACGGGUGUCUGUGCGGUCUCAAAAGCGCAUAAUAAGGAUCUGCGCGUUUAGCCUAAUUUAUUCCUGGCCUCUAAGUCCAUAAUGUGGCUUUGCAGACUUUAUCAAUGAGUCUUUUUGUGUUUGUUUGAUUUGCUUUUUGUUCAGCUCCUUUCUUUUGGGAAUUGAAAGCUUUUCCCACUGGCUAGCCAGUGAGAGGAAUGUCAAUGGUAUAGAAACCUGGCGAUAAUCCAUUGGUGCUCACAACACACACAUUUUCUCUCUCUCCCACACACCCAAUCACACUUCUUUUUUUUAUAUAUAUUAUCCUCCACCCUCCCCCCCACCAUUAUCCUUUCAUUAGUCUUUUGACUUUUUUUUACUCUUUCUCGCAACACAUACACUGCAAACAAUCUCACUCUAAAUAAGAAUCUUAUUCUUAAUACAUCUUUGUCUUGUUUUUCUUGUUAAAAGAUGUAAACAUCUUUAAAACAAGGUAAUUUACCGAAUUAGCAAAACUAGCAUAAGAUAUUAUGGCUUGUUUGCAGAAAAUAUACCUUGAAUUUAAGCAUAUUUUGUAUUUUGGCAGAAGUUUUUCACGUAAAUAAAAAUAUGCAAUAGUGCACACUUAAUUGCAAGAGACACUAAAAAAAUCUGCAUACUAGAACUGAUAAGUACAUUUACUUGCUGGCUUCAACGUGGUGGUAAAGUUACAACCUGCAGUGAUAAGUCCAUUACUUAUUUUUAAACUGUGUGUGACUGUGGCAAAAUAUUUUUGAAAACUAUAUGAAAUGAGUCGUUACAUCACAAGUGCAAGUGCAAUGCUCUGUCAUUUGAGCUACUGUUGCGAUCUUUGAGUAGUUGGUUCUGUAAUACAAACGUUAAAAUGUAUCGCCUUACAAAUCAUGCUAUACUUAAAGUGUUUAGAUGUCAUAAGAUAGCAUUGUGUGAGGAACAGGGUGAAAAGUAAGUGUUAAUGAACUGAUAAUCUGCUGUUUUUUCACAAUUGAAAAGUGAAUAAAAGUCAUUGUUGUAGCGCCUCUAGUGGCCAUUUCACCAGAAAACUGCCGCGAUACGAACAAAGAGGCAUGUAUAAAUAAUUGUGGAAAAUUGUUGCCUUAAUAUCUUAUGCAGUUUUGCUAAUCAGGUGAAUUUAUCUUGUUUUAUGACUGUUUAUAUAUUUUUACAGGAAAACAAGACAAAGCUACUCAUUCAGAAUAUGUUCAUGAUAAUGAAAUGUAUUGUUAAUUAUUAUUUUAUUUUUUUUGCAGUGCACACGUACCCACAAAAAUGCAAGCAGAUAAAUAUAAGCUUUCUUGUGUUGAUAUUGAAAGAUGAAUUUAUUUUAUCUAUUUUAAUAAUGUUUUUUGUAAAGAACACUAAUGUUAUUGUUGUCCAUUUUGUUUUAAAGAAUGUUUAAAGAAUGUUUCUUUGUGUAUCUCUGCUAAUCCAACCUAGAGAAUCAGGCUGGUGGCACAGUCUCGACUGUGUCUGUGUUGAAUUUGAGUAAAGAAACUGUGCAAGCAGUGCACAGUGUUUCAUCUUAAUAAUCUCACUGAAUUAGAAAUAUGAUGUAUUUAUUUUUUAUAUCGAAAUGCAUUUGAUAUUAUGCUUUGCUAUGUUUCGUUUGGAGCUUUUAGCAAACAUUUAUUUUGCUAUGAUUGUGAUGAUUUGGGAAUGCUCAGUGUUUUGGUUGGAGGAUAUCUUCAGAAUUGUACAGCUUGGAUGUAGCUGUCAGUCAAAGUUGAGGACCAUGAGUUUCGAUCGAUGUUGGAGGCUGCAAAAGUAAAGAACUGGCUAUUUUUUUAAUGAUGGUCGUUUAACCAGACAUUUUUUUCUACCAAAUAUGUUGCAUUAUUGAGUGAAAUAUGACUCUUUGUUGUAAAUACAUGCAAUAAUGUAAUUUAUUAAGAUCCCUAGUACCCUUUCACCCUACAACUUCCCGAAUAAGGGAUAUUCAUUUGGUAUCGUUCAGUUUUUCCAAACUACAGGCCUGUGCAUGUCUCCAGAUGUGGUUUAUUACAGUCCACAUGAAACGGUCAUUUGCAACUCAUUUUACGUCCGUAAUGUGGCAUUUCUGAGUGAACCAAACAAAAAAAUAUAGUGUAGGGAUUGUGAAAAGUCCGGAGAAUGGAGACAGACUUGAAUGCAAGUUUGCUAAAAGAACGGCUAAAUAAUUAUCUAAUAGCCCACGUGGUCUAGGGGACUUCAGUGUAAAAGGUAAGUCAUUUCAAAGGUGGAGCAAAUUAUUACAUUUUGAUAAAAAAAAAAAUUAAGAAGAUCUUUUUACAUCUUCUUUCUUUAAAAUGAUGUGCACUGUAAGACCUUGAACAUGUAUCAGGGGGACGUUCACACAGAAUGUGCACUUUGCGUUCAUCAGCUCUGUUUUUUAAUUGUUUGUCUAUGUAAAACGUACUAGACAGAUGUGUUUGAUCAUUUCGAUUUGUUUUGCUGCAUUUUUAAGACGUCAAGUUAAAAACAGUUCAACACUGUUGAAACAACAUAAUCUCACAGGAAAUCGACAUGUAGCUUCCGAAAGUUCAUGUACCCUGAAAUCGACCCCAUACUGUAGAAUUUCUGACAAGCACCAUCCCCCAUCAGAUAUGUUUUCAUCAAUUCAAGAAUGAAUGCAUUAAACAAAUACAUUAAUACAUUUCCAUCUAUCACUACUGAUAGCGUUUUUUGCGCGUAACCUCAGAGACAGUUUCCAGUCCCACGGGAACCAGGAAGUAAUCGCUUUUACAUAAACAUUGGUGAGUGGGAUUUGAGCCCAUUGUAGAAAGGUGCCGCAGUUUGUUCCUGAGAGGCAGUAGAUGUCCUAAACCCACCCAUGCCCUAAUUUUAACCAUAUGGAGCCUGUAAGUCUGAGUAGCUUGCCAGGAACAACACAUGGAACCUUUCACCGAUCGCAACAAUUCCUCUUUAGGGUUGGGGUUUGGGUUAGGGAGUAGAGUUAAUAAAAUAUUUAUUUCUGUUGACUGGAUUAUAUUACACUGCCUGGCCAAAAAAUUUAAGUCGCAUUUGGAUUUAAAUAAUGAUCUGAGGUUGCUUCAGUUGGUCAGGUCUAGGCUCAGCAACGUUAUGUGGCAAUGUGCUGGAGUGGUUUGAUUCUCCCGUUGUCAGUACCACCUUUAGCUUUGAUUACGGAGCACAUAUGUCAUGGCAUUGUUUCAACAACCUUUUGCAAAGUCACAAAAUUUAUUUCUGUCCAGAGUUGUUUUUUUGGACAAGAUCUUGUAUUGAUGACGGGAAAGUCUUCUCCAGCAUAUCCCAAAGACUUUCAAUGGGGUUUAGGUCAGGACUCUGUGGUAGCCAAUUCAUGUGUGAAAAUGAUUCCUCAUGCUCCCUGAAACACUUUUUUGAGCAGAAUUUGAGCCCAAUGAAUAUUGGCAUUGUCAUUCUGGAAUAUGCCAAUGCUGUCUGGGAAGAAAAAAUAUAUUGAUAGGAUAGCUAGGUCAUUCAGUACAUUCAGGUUGUCAGCUGACUUCAUUUUAUUGCCGCAUAACAUUGCUGAGCCCAGACCUGACCAAUUGAAGCAACCAUAGAUCAUUACACUACCUCCAGUGGCUUGUACAGUGGGCACUAUGCAUGACGAGUGCAUCGCUUCAUGCGCUUCCAUUCUUCCAUCAGACCACAUGACCUUUUUCCAUUGCUCCACAGUCCAGUCUUAUUGCUCCAUAGCAAAUUGAAGCAGUUUUUUUCUGAUUAGCCUCACUAACAAGUGUCUUUCUUGUGGCCACACAGCUGUUUAGUCCCAAUCCUGUAAGUUCUCGCCACAUUGUGCAUGUGCAUUACUUUCACUAUUAAACAUAGCCGUGAUACUGUCGAUUUUUUACAAUGUUUUUUACAAUGUGUUGGACAGUUCUUAACCCAAUUCAAGCGACUUCAGCAAUCUCCUUUGUUGUUUUCUUGAUUCAGGCCAAUAAUUUGCCCAUUCUGAAACACAAUAAUGUAUUUUCCAUGACCACGGGAUUCACCUUCCAACAUGGUUGUUUAAGAAAUUAGAAGCUACACACUGCAUCAGUUAGGGUUAAAAGAAUAGUUGCCAGCUGAAGUAUAUUAAUUACUGCAAUAAUGAUCCAAUCAUAGACCCUUAAGUAUCUGCUUAUUUAAAUCCAAAUGGCAAUUUUUUAUUUUGUUUGGCCAGUCAGUGUAUUUACAACUAAAAAUACAACUCUCUUUUGGUGCCACCCUGUGGACAUUUAACUUCUACAACACUUCCAGAUUCGCCCACUGGGGGUAGUGGUUAAUAUUUUAGUAAGCUCAGAUCGAUUUCACCAGCAGAACUUUCGACUGCCUUUCACCAAAUUCACAGUGUGAUAAAGUUUGUUUUAAAACACAUAUCCAAAUACCUGCAUUGUGUUACAAUUGGUCACGCUCCAUCCACCAUUUUUUAAUCGAAGAAUGACAGUAAAUUAGACAUGUUUUGAUUUCAUGUUGGCUUUUAGGUAUUUUCUCUGUUGACUUGUCAAUAUUCUGUUUAUAAUGACAGGCUUUCCAUCUAAUGUCACUGUAAAAUGUUUUGUGUGAAAUAUCUUGUGCUGUAAACGUAGCAUUCUCUCUUUCUGAGUAACAGUAACGUGUAUCAACUACCUCUGUGUCUGUACAGUUAAUGUAACAAAAAUAUUACUGCAAGAAUAUACAGUAAAACUGUGACAAUAUAUAAAACAAAUGUAUACCAUAUGAAUGUAUCGACGACAUCAGUUAUUUCAUUCACUUCUAUGUAAAGAUCAGUCUUGAAUCCUGUCGCUUUGUUUGGCGAAUCUGUGCAUUGACACGUAUCUGUCAUAUACUGAAUAUCCAGAUAGGACAGGAAACAACAGAACCCAGUUUAUUCUGUACUACCAACUAUAUGCGAUAUAAGCUUUAAGUGUUUGAACAUAAUUAAUAAUGUUAUUGCUGUUAUACCAUCUGUGCCCGAAUCUCCUGUGUGUGUAAGUAUGUAAAAUAUUUGUCACAGAGAGACAUAACCUACUCUGCUUUAUGUCUACAGUAUGUAUAAAUGCAAACAUAAGUCUGAUCACACACACAUAUAGUAUUCAAUAUGACCACAACAGACAUAAAGCAAUGUGCUAUAUAU